Rotaria socialis is the source of this 1938-nucleotide messenger RNA. The record is from the annotation of a GenBank genome assembly. NCBI's taxonomy places the organism in Eukaryota, Metazoa, Rotifera, Eurotatoria, Philodinida, Philodinidae.
AUGUUAAUCGACGACGAAGCUGCAUUACGUGACUGGCUUGUUACAACGCUUGAACCAUUAUGUGAUGCCGAACCGAUAGCGCUUGCUCGUUAUGUUCUUGCACUCGUUGCUAAAGAUAAACCGUUAGAUAAACUUCGUGAAAAUUGUAUUGAUCGACUUGAAGUUUUUCUCGAUCGAGUAACAAAAGAUUUUGUUGACCAAUUAUUUGAUGUUAUAAGAAAUCGACGCUAUAUACCUGAAGGAAAAAAAGAAAAUGUUCAACCAAAACCAAAUGAGACAAAUACUGAAAUGUCUGCAAUGCAUCAACCACAAAAUGUUCCAUUGCCAACAAAACAAGAUGAUAUUCCACAAACUGAAUCAACAGCAUCUUCAUCGGUAACAAUGAAUCAACCAAUAAAACGAAGUUAUUCUUCUCGUUGUCAAUCAAAUACUGAUAAUGAUAAUCAUAAACGUCAAUCUACAGGUUCACCAUCAGCUAAACGCACUCAACGUUCUUAUUCUCAUUCGUCAACAGAUUCUUCACCAUCACCAAUAAAUACAAAUUUAUCAUCGAAUAAAAUUCCAUGUAAAGAUUUUUUUGAUAAUAAAGGUUAUUGCGCUCUGGGCGAUUCAUGUCCAUAUGAUCAUGGGUCUAAUGUUUUAACUUUUGAACAGCAAGAUUAUUAUUCAAAUUAUCAACCAUAUGAUACACAAUCAACAGAUAUUCACCAACAAUAUAAUCCUGAAAUACCUGAUUUAAAAUAUGAUUUCCAUCAAAUAUCAUCAAUGUCUAGUAGACAACCAUUACCUGUGGGCCACCGAACAUUAGUUACCGUUGUAACGAAUGCGGAACCACUAAAUACCGAACAAAAAUUACGACAAAAUAAUUCAAAUGGUCCUAUGCAUCGUACUAAACGACAUGUUACUACUGCGCCAUAUCCAAUGAAUAGGCGAUUACAACAAUAUGAUCAUCAAUCGAAUAAAAACAAUCACGAUAAUAAUCGUGCUCGAAAACGACCAUGGCAAAAAUCAGAUGGAUCAGGAUCAACACUUGAAAUACGUAAAAUUCCCGUUGAAUUUAAUACAAUUUCAAAAUUAAACGAACAUUUUAGUAAAUUCGGCACUGUUACCAAUGUUCAAAUUGCUUUUGAUGGUUCUGCUGAUUCAGCACUUAUUGCCUAUGGAACAUUUCAAGAAGCUGAAACAGCCUAUAAAAAUCCCGAACCAUUGUUUAACAAUCGUUUUAUAAAAAUAUUUUGGCACAAUCCUAAUAAAGGACAAAAUCAAACAAAUAUUAAUAAUCCACCUCCAUCGGAUUCAACCCAACCACAAAAACCAAGAACUGCUCCGAAUCCAGUAAAACAUCAUUGGACAAAAAUACAAAAACCAGUACCAAAUAAAACUGAAGUACCACCGAAAAAGAAAGCAGCUAUUCCACCUGCUCCGUCUGCAAUAAAAAAAGAAGCAGCAAAGAAAGCUGCCAUAGAAAUUCGCCGUAAAAAACAAGGUUUAUUCGAAGAACAAAUUCAACAGCAAAAAUUAUUAUUAAAAAAACUUGAAACAGCUGAAACCAAUGAAGAAAAAGAAUCUAUUCGAUCAUUGAUAAAACAAAUUAAUUCAACUGUUGUUAUAUUGAAAGAUUCAUUCCGUACACUACCAAUUAAAUCAGCGCCACCAAUAAUAAAAAUUAGUCAACAAGAUAUUCUUAAAAAACGCGCAGAAACAUUAAAGAAACAAAUUGAAAGUCUUCGAGCGAAAACAUCAGCAGAUAUGCGUCGUGUGAUAAGUAAUACAUUAGACAAUGAAGUAGUUAAUGCAAAUCAAAUAAAUAACAACGAUGAAGAUGACGAAACAAAUAUUCUUAAUGAGGAAGAUCAAUUAUUAAAUGAUAAUGAAAAAAUCAACAAUUCAUCUUAUAAAUUUGAUACUAAUGAUGAAGCAAAAUUACUCGGUUCUUAA